Lathyrus sativus (Indian pea) is the source of this 1173-nucleotide messenger RNA. The record is from the annotation of a GenBank genome assembly. Lineage: Eukaryota; Viridiplantae; Streptophyta; Magnoliopsida; Fabales; Fabaceae.
AUGGCUUCACCUUCUUCAACACGAUUAGAUCUCGACGGAAACCCAAUCAAACCGCUAACAAUCUGCAUGAUCGGCGCCGGGGGUUUCAUCGGUUCUCAUCUCUGCGAGAAGCUCAUGUCUGAAACUCCUCACAAAGUUCUCGCUUUGGAUGUUUACAAUGACAAAAUUAAGCAUCUUCUGGAACCGGAAACGCUUCCCUGGAAUGGCCGCAUUCACUUCCACCGACUUAAUAUCAAAAGCGAUUCGAGACUUGAAGGUCUCAUCAAGAUGGCAGAUCUGGUGAUAAAUCUGGCUGCGAUAUGUACUCCUGCGGAUUACAAUACGCGUCCUCUUGAUACGAUUUAUAGUAAUUUCAUUGACGCGCUUCCUGUGGUGAAGUACUGUUCUGAUACUAACAAGAGGCUUAUCCAUUUCUCUACUUGUGAAGUGUAUGGGAAAACGAUUGGUAGUUUUCUUCCUAAGGAUAGUCCUCUUCGUCAGGAUCCUGCAUACUACGUGCUUAAAGAAGAUGUGUCUCCAUGCAUUUUCGGUUCAAUCGAAAAGCAAAGAUGGUCAUAUGCAUGUGCUAAGCAGUUGAUUGAGAGACUGGUUUAUGCUGAGGGUGCUGAAAAUGGCUUGGAGUUUACUAUUGUGAGGCCCUUUAAUUGGAUUGGACCCAGAAUGGACUUUAUUCCCGGCAUCGACGGUCCAAGUGAGGGUGUUCCUCGGGUUCUUGCAUGCUUCAGCAAUAAUCUUCUCAGAGGAGAGCCUCUCAAGCUUGUUGAUGGUGGCGAAUCCCAGAGAACCUUUGUUUACAUCAAAGAUGCUAUUGAAGCUGUCCUAUUGAUGAUUGAAAACCCUGCCAGAGCCAAUGGUCACAUCUUCAAUGUAGGCAACCCAAACAACGAGGUUACCGUUAGGCAGCUUGCCGAAAUGAUGGUCAAGGUCUAUUCAAAGGUAAGCGGAGAACAACCUCCUGAAAAAUCCACAAUCGAUGUUAGCUCGAAAGAGUUUUAUGGUGAAGGAUAUGAUGACAGUGACAAGAGAAUUCCUGACAUGACCAUAAUCAACCAGCAGCUCGGAUGGAAUCCUAAGACUUCACUAUGGGACCUGCUCGAAUCGACACUCACCUAUCAGCACAGGACAUACGCAGAAGCCAUCAAGAAAGUGAUUGCACAACCCAUUGCAAGUUAA